AUGUUGUCUGCACAGGGAACUGGUGCAUUGGCUCUUUUCCACAGUGUCAUACUAGUGACUGCACUGAUAGACUCUGAUGAUGUCAUCACACGAGAUGAGCAGAUCUAUGUUUUGAUUGGUGCUCACGCCAAGUGUGAGAGGAGUAUCCAGGCACAUAUGUCCUUGGUUAAAGAAGGUGACUGUAUCCCAGAGUGGGACGGGAUCAUCUGCUGGCCACGGAGCAGAGCGGGGCAGCUGGUGUCAGUGCUGUGUCCAGAGUACAUCUACGACUUCAAUCACAGAGGGCGAGCCUACCGCCAGUGUGACACGUCAGGGAGCUGGGAGCAGGUGCCCAGUAUCAACCGCACUUGGGCUAACUACACCGAGUGCACCACAUACUUGACCUCCAACCACAGGAGCCAAGAGGAGAAGGUGUUUGAGAGACUUCACCUCAUGUACACUGUUGGCUACUCCAUUUCUCUAGCAUCACUUCUGGUGGCAGUCUCCAUCCUCUGCUAUUUCAAGCGUCUCCAUUGCACACGCAAUUACAUCCACAUUCACCUCUUCACCUCCUUCAUAUGUCGAGCAGUCAGCAUUUUUGUGAAGGAUGCUGUGCUCCACUCCAUGUCUGAAGAUAGAGAGGUCGAGUUUGAGUUCACUGCACAGAAGUCCCAUAUGGCUGGCUGUAAAGUUGCUGUUACUCUCUUCCUCUAUUUCCUGGCAACCAAUCAUUACUGGAUCCUGGUGGAGGGGUUGUACCUACACAGCCUCAUUUUCAUGGCCUUCCUUUCUGACAAGAACUACCUGUGGGCCCUCACCAUCAUCGGUUGGGGCGCUCCAUCUGUGUUUGUGUCUGUUUGGGUCAGUGCUCGAGCAUCGCUGGCAGACACACAAUGUUGGGACAUCAGUGCAGGAAACCUGAAGUGGAUCUAUCAAGUUCCCAUUCUAGCAGCCAUUGUUGUGAAUUUCCUCCUCUUCGUCAACAUAAUACGUGUACUGGCUUCUAAACUGUGGGAAACAAACACUGGUAAAUUGGAUCCUCGAAAGCAAUAUCGGAAGCUGCUCAAGUCCACAUUAGUCCUCAUGCCCUUGUUUGGAGUUCACUACAUGGUGUUCAUGGCUCUUCCCUACACUGAUGUCACCGGGCUGCUGUGGCAGGUGCAAAUGCAUUAUGAGAUGUUCUUCAAUUCAUCCCAGGGCUUUUUUGUGGCAUUUAUCUACUGUUUCUGCAAUGGAGAGGUGCAGGCAGAGGUAAAGAAGGCGUGGUUAAGACGCAGCCUCGCGCUGGACAUCAAACAGAAAGCCAGGAUGACCAGCAGCGGAGGCAGCUGUUACUACGGCGGCAUGAUGUCACACACCACUACCCACAGCGUCAGCUUGUCUGCUGCCAAUCCCAGAGCUCUUUCCUUCACUGGAGCCGUUGUAGGCUCUGGUGGCGCUGCCGUUGGAGGGUCAGGGGUCAGGCCGCCACGCCACGGCUCUUUCCACCCGCACAUCAGCCUGCCUGGUUACAUGCCUGGUGAUACUGACACCUCGGGCCCCAGACAGGAGCUGGGUGUCAGGAAACCAGGGAUGACAGAGUCUGGAGUUUUUGCUAGGCAUGCCAGAGCCAGCAAGGGAAAUCAUGACACCAACGCAGCGUCUUCAGCCCAAACAACUGGAGCAGAAAAUCAAGACAGCUGCUUAUCUCCGAAAGAGCUGGAGACCGUGUUGUGA
Molecule: messenger RNA, 1695 nt
Organism: Cyclopterus lumpus (lumpfish)
Lineage: Eukaryota; Metazoa; Chordata; Actinopteri; Perciformes; Cyclopteridae
Gene: pth3r
Product: parathyroid hormone 3 receptor
Exons: 13
Coding region: 1-1695 (564 amino acids)
Biological process (GO): cell surface receptor signaling pathway; adenylate cyclase-modulating G protein-coupled receptor signaling pathway
Cellular component (GO): plasma membrane
Molecular function (GO): peptide hormone binding; parathyroid hormone receptor activity; G protein-coupled peptide receptor activity
Source: RefSeq, a predicted model, not a curated record